This is a messenger RNA of Acaulospora morrowiae, 1179 nucleotides long. Lineage: Eukaryota; Fungi; Glomeromycota; Glomeromycetes; Diversisporales; Acaulosporaceae. The record is from the annotation of a GenBank genome assembly.
AUGAGAGGUAUACGACUCGGCCAUUCUCUAAAUAUUAGACGCAAUAAACGACGCCAACUUAAAUUCGAUGAUCAAGAGGAGUCAGCUAGCUUUGAGGAGGAUGAUUUCGAUACUGGCAUCUUGAAAAUCGAUGAUGUCGAUGAUUUAUGCUUUAAGAGUGGUGACCCAACAGAUGAUUACAAAAUAGGAGAGACAAAUGUGUCCCAAUUAUUCAGGAAUUAUCAGAACGAGUCAGUAAGAAUUGCAAAGGACGGAGGUUUAUUUGUUGAAUCAAACGUUCAUGAAAUACUGUCGUUAUCGUCGAUUUUUUUGCUUAUACCAAACUCUCAUUCAAAAACAAUGAUCAACAUAUUUGGUUCCCGUUUGGUUGAUAAAAUACAUCUAAAAGUAAAGCCGGUCCAGGGCACAACAUUAAACCCAGACUGGGAACUAAAAUUCCAAGAGGCAAUCAAGAAAGCGACAAAAAUAUCACGUGAAUGUGCCGUAGAUUGGUUCUACACAGAACUUGCAAGGGAUCGAAACUUAAGGGAAAACCUGGGUUCUGUGAUUUUGAACUACCUGGAAACGUUACCUAUUGAGAAAAUUAGAAAUGAACCCAACGAAAUAACAUUUAUUAUAAAUUAUUUGGACAAUAUUAUGAGAGGUACAUUUCAUAAUCCCGACAAACACAUCGUUCAAUGGCCCAACAUAAAUCCGAAAGAAAAUUCCGCUAUAUUUAUAGGUGAAGUCAGUGCUCCAUCACAAAAAGAUAACGUGUACAAGAAUUGCAAAGAUCUUAUUAUGCUUGGUGUUUUAAUGAAAGACUGUAUGGAUUCUGCAAUUGAUAAAGGCGCUGAUAUUAACAUUAUAGGUUUUCAAUGUGUUGAUAAUAUUAUCGACUUUUAUAUAACAGACCUUAUUCAAGGAAUAUAUUUUAUGAUUCACGUUGGUCAAGUUUCAGUUCCGACAUCUGUAAAAGAUAUGAUCUAUUUUGUUAAUGAGAUAGAAAUUCUUUUAGGAAUACGUGAGAUUCUUCAAAAAUCAUAUGAUACCUUGCAUGAUAAGAACUGUAGUCCAAGUUUACCAUUAGCAAAGGCAAAAUUCAAACGGGAUACUUUUGGCACACCCCAGUUUAAUCAGCUUCUGAGUAAAACUCACGACUGUUACGGAAUUUGUUCACACCGAUAUGGACAUUUUUGA